AUGGAGGCUGUUGACAAAACUCUGAAGUGUCCCGUCUGCCAGGACUUCUUCAUCGAUCCCGUCACGCUUCAGUGUGGUCAUGACUUCUGCCUCACUUGUAUCCAGGCCGUCUGGGAAACAGAUCUGUCGCCUGCCGGCCCUUUCUUCUGCCCAGAGUGUCAGAUAUUCCUCCCCUCUGACCUCACUCUGGAGAUAAACACUGAUCUUCAGCGCAAAGUGAUGGACUUCACUGCAAACAGGCAACUGGGAUCAGCUCCUGCAGCCGUCCACUGUGACCACUGCAUCGAGCAGCUGUCGGAGGCCGUGAGGACCUGCUUGACCUGCGACGCCUCGCUCUGCCCGGCUCACGCCUCGCUGCACGAGCAGAAGUCGGCCUUCAGGGAGCACACGCUCGUGGAUGUGACCAGAGAUCCGUUGUCGCUGAAGUGCAGGGAGCACCGGGACGAACUGAAGCUCUUCUGCAUGGAGGAGAAGGUUCCUGUGUGCUGCUUGUGUGCCCUGGUUGGCAGACACAAGCACCACAGGACGUCUCAGCUUCACGAGGCCGGCGCUGAAUUUAGGAGCAUAUUGGAGAUGAAUAUGAACCAACUGCUGCAGAGAAGAGGUGAAGCAGAGCACGCCAUCAAAGACUUGGGGUCUCUGUACACUCAGACUGUGAACACCGCUGCAGACUUCAGAGAGAGGAUCUCGGAUAAGUACAGCAGGAUUCGUGUGGUCCUGGACGCCGAUGAGCGUCUGAUGAUGCAGAUUAUCGACGCCGAGGAAACGCACACGACUGACUGGCUGGAGGCUCAGCGGGCCGACAUGGAAACUCGGAUCGCAGAGAUAGACGGACUCAGAGCCACCAACAAAACACUUUUACAGGAAACAAAUGAUCUGCAGUUUCUACAGACAGUAAAUAGUGAUCUGUGCGACUCAGAGAAGAUGAGAACGGUGGAGAGGCUGGUGGAUGACCUCUCUGCAGCUCUGUCCCAACACGUUCCCCGCAUGUGGUCAUAUCUAACUUCCCCUGCUUUGGACUCCAGAACAGCUCAUCCCAAGCUGGAAAUAUCCAGCGACAGAAAACAAGUUUACUGGAGACGGGAGCCUGUUGGGGAAGUCCCGGGCCCCCAGCCGUACGACUCUCAGUUCAGCGUCCUGGCUCAGGAGAGCUUCACUGGUCACCAGCAUUACUGGGAGGUCAUAGUUCAGGACAAACCCUACUGGAUGAUAGGUGUGACCACCGGUUUGGUCAGUUCAAAGAAAACUGAGAGUUCCUCCAGUCUGGGGGUGAACGGCACCUCCUGGUGCAUUUAUCACGGGGAUGGACAGUACCUGGCGUGUCACGAUACGCAGGAGAAGCAGCUGUCGGUGGCGAAGAGAGUCAGGAAGCUCGGCAUAUUGGCAAACAUCCAGAGAGGGGAGCUGUCAUUCUACGACGCUGACGCCAUGACGCUGCUGCACUCGUUCUGCGUGCACUGCUCCGAGCCGCUGUACCCCCUGUUCAACCCCUGCAUUGACAUGGACGGGGUCAACGGGCAGCCGCUGACUCUGUUUUGGAUUAAAGAUCCCUGCAACUGGCACGAAGAUGAGAAUAAAAAGUCCUGA
Molecule: messenger RNA, 1587 nt
Organism: Nematolebias whitei (Rio pearlfish)
Lineage: Eukaryota; Metazoa; Chordata; Actinopteri; Cyprinodontiformes; Rivulidae
Product: E3 ubiquitin-protein ligase TRIM39-like
Exons: 5
Coding region: 1-1587 (528 amino acids)
Molecular function (GO): zinc ion binding; protein binding
Source: RefSeq, a predicted model, not a curated record